Molecule: messenger RNA, 3079 nt
Organism: Oppia nitens
Lineage: Eukaryota; Metazoa; Arthropoda; Arachnida; Sarcoptiformes; Oppiidae
Product: solute carrier family 4 member 11-like
Exons: 16
Coding region: 195-3038 (947 amino acids)
Biological process (GO): monoatomic anion transport; monoatomic ion homeostasis; transmembrane transport
Cellular component (GO): plasma membrane; basolateral plasma membrane
Molecular function (GO): solute:inorganic anion antiporter activity
Source: RefSeq, a predicted model, not a curated record
GUCGUCAAUAAAUGAAAUCGAUUUAAAAUCUUAUUUUUGUGUAAAUUUCUAUUAUUGUUAUUACUUUGUAUUUUAGACGCGAUUUACAAGCAAUCGAUAAAUUAAUUAUUGAAUGAUUAUAUAAUUUAAUGAUUGUAUGACUGUUAGUGCCUGAGAGUCGGGUCCCAAAUCUUUAGACCCGUUUGUGUGUCUCUAUGACUCUUACAUGUGUGGAGACGACCUCUUUUGCUAACAGUGUUAAGUCAAUGGAGUCGAAAUCACCGGUCAAUUCCCUUCAUUCACUAGCACUGGCAGCCCUCGACUCCUCCGCACAUAAACACCAAACCAUUAGUAAUGAUGAGACAGAUCCUAAAGCAACGGUAACUACUUCUCUAAUUAGUGCCACUUCUUCACGUCUAAGUGUUAAUAACGACACAUCUGUGUCGAGUACAGAACCAAUCAGUUAUCAGCCGACCGGAGAAACUCCGGUUAGAAUUAAUAUACAAAGAGCGCCACAAUCUAUAAGUUCGUCCACUAGUUCUAUGGUAUCAGUGAUGCCCUCUCAGACAACUAACCGACGCCGAGCUUCGUCUAACACGGGCUUAGGUCGUCGUAAAUCAUGGGACCAGCGGUUUGCGGGACCAAUACGUCGGGCAUCACAAGUGUUGAUAAGUUUGACAAAUGCAGGCAUCGAUGGCUCUUCACUUUAUGGCGAAUGCAGUCGUCGUGAUUCUCGGAUUAUUCCCGAAAUAAUGUUAAUGCACUCAUCUUUCCAGAGAUUACCGAUGAAGGACUUCGGGGCUGAAGUGAGAGCAUCGAUGGACGUGGAUCAGUUCCUACAACAGGCUGUCCUAUUACUCGACGUCACCGAGACUUCACUCGACGGCAUUGUCGACAAAAUGCUCCGAAAGGUUAUUGAUGGACGCGAACCAUUGGCCACACUUAAAGAGGCAAAGACAGCAAUAUUUACACACGACUCAGUUCAAUUGCUUGCGCGUACAAUACAAGGCACGUAUAUCAGUGAUGGCGGAGGAUUUGAUUACGACCAGUCAUGGCUAUGCGCAAUGUGUAGUUUGCCAUCACUGGCUAAACGACACGUGGCAAUAGCGCGACUCAAACACGCGGCAAAUAUGGGGCGAAACUCACAUGAAGUCCGAUUCUUUAUACUAGUGGUCACCCCUAGCAAAGAGAAGGGAACAAAGAAUGCAUUAGAAACUGGUCGUACAUUUGCCACCAUAUUUGCAGACAUGGAUUUCCGUCAGAGACUACUUGACGUUCACGGAGAGGUCGAGUUUAAGGGUAUACUUCUAAAACACGCGCAGGACUUGGCUUCUGAACAAAGUAAUCCAACCCGACGUCUAGGAAAUCAUGAACCGGACCCUGAAUUUGAGGAGCCAAGAUGUCGAUUUGCUCAGGGAUUGUGUGAGGAUCUCAAGAGACGAGUCUCACAUUAUAUAAGCGAUUAUAUUGACGGUUUUGUGGGCCGUAAGACAAUCCACAAGACUAUAUCAACCAUUUUCUUUCUAUACUUUGCCUGCAUUUUACCCACAAUUGCUUUUGGAGUCCUUAAUGACAACAACACGUCGGGAAAAAUCGGUGAUAUACGAAAGGCCAUAAUUGGUCAAACAAUAGGAGGACUUUCAUUUUCAUUUUUAGGCGGUCAGCCGUUAGUCAUAAUUAUGACCACUGCUCCCAUUUGCUUAUACAUCAAAGUGAUAUAUAACAUAUGCGAUGACUUUCAGCUGGACUUCUACGCGAUGUAUGCGUGCGUCGGGUUGUGGAACACAUUCUUCCUUGUCUUGUAUGCCGUGUUUGAUGUCUCCCGACUGAUGAAGUGGUGCACCCGAUCUACGGAAGAAAUAUUCUCACUAUUUAUUUCAAUAGCCUUUGUUGUGGAUGCAGGUCGUGAUGCCGUUAAAAAUUUCCAAACACAUUAUUAUUCCCCGAUUUGCACUGAUAUGCAAUACAACGCCAGUGUUGCGGUCGAGUCAUAUAUAGUGACCCAAAAUAAUAUUUCAUUGUUUACUAAUGUCACCAACAGUACUGACAAUAUGACAAUGUUUGACGACAUAGUCAUAGCUCAGGAGCCUAUCUGCCGGAGGGAAAGUAGUCUACUCUUCCUAUUGCUCAUGUUAGGCACCGUUUGGAUGGCCGUCUCUCUCUUCAAUUUUAACAAAACUCCAUACUUACAGGCGAGCAAACGGGAACUGUUAGCUGAUUAUGCGCUUCCCUGUGCUGUCCUAUUGCUCAGCUUCAUUGGAUCGUUUGUUUUUAAGGAUAUUCCAGUGGAGCACUUUCGCUAUAGCAAUACAUUUGAGUUCAGUCGGGCCCGUCUUGAGUACCUGCCGUGGACCGCAUAUUUCGGGUGUAUGGGACUGGGAUUCUCUCUGUCGCUCCUGUUUUUUAUGGACCAAAAUAUUUCAGCCGCUAUGGUUAACAAUCCAUGCAAUAAAUUAAAGAAAGGAUGUGCCUAUCAUUUGGACCUAUUUGUUGUCGGCAUUUUGAAUGGUUUCCUAUCAAUGUAUGGCCUUCCCUGGAUGCACGGUGUACUGCCUCACUCACCACUACAUGUACGAAGUUUGGCUGAUGUAGAGGAAAGGGUCGAUCAGGGACAUGUCUAUGAAAUUAUCGUUAAAGUGAGGGAAACUCGGUUGACAGGAAUAGUGUCUCACAUAUUGAUAGGACUGUCGGUGUUUUUGCUUCCCUAUCCAUUGGCAUACAUUCCUACUGCAGUAUUAAACGGCUUAUUCUUAUAUAUGGCAAUAACAUCAUUAAAUAGUAAUCAGAUGUUUGAGAGGAUCACCCUAUUGUUUAUGGAACAAGCCGCAUACCCGCCUAAUCAUUACAUACGUCGAUGUCCUCAACGUAAGAUCCAUAUGUUCACACUGUGCCAAAUGGUACAGUUGGGUAUAAUGUGCUUCUUUGGGUUCAGUCCCUGGCCAUACGUCAAAAUGGUCUUCCCAGUCAUUAUUCUAUUACUACUGCCAUUUAGACAUAAGAUCGUUCCGGUUGUCAUCGAUAAUAAAUAUCUCGAAGCACUUGACGGCGAAAAUCAAUAAUAACGGCUUAUUUCAUAACCAAAUUAAUACAGUUGUAUAAU